Molecule: messenger RNA, 1032 nt
Organism: Durusdinium trenchii
Lineage: Eukaryota; Dinophyceae; Suessiales; Symbiodiniaceae
Source: the annotation of a GenBank genome assembly
AUGGCCGCAUAUGAAGGCUUCCUCACGAGUGUGUAUGCGGGUAAGGAUAUUUUCAGGCCGACCUUUUUCGAGCUCAUCGCACAGGAGCAGCUUAACGAGGUGUUUCGGCCGGCGGUACGAUUUAUUGUCGACAUUUGGAGGGAGAGAACAACAUUUUUUCGAGUGAUUCUGGAUUCAUGGGAAUCAAUCUACAGCCUGCUUUUGCUCCUACUGGAAGGAUAUCACUUGAGGGUCCAUGGUGCAACCUUUGCGGAACAUUUCUUCGGCUUGCGCAGACAAGAAACUGCCAGUGCACGAUUGCUGCCGCUUGAAGCUUUUGAGCGAGCUCGUGAAAGAUCGCAAGCACCACCAUUGACUCGAAGACAGCAAUGGACGUCGUUGUUUGUCGUGGUUGUGUUGCCUUGGCUUUCCAAAAAGUGCAAAGACCGAUUUCGACAAGUGGAAGCGUCAACGCAGCCAAGAAGUUCAAGGGAGUUGCUGUUCUAUCGCUUGUAUCCUGCAGUGCAUGCUUUGGAAUCCCUGGUGAGUCUCACUUAUCGAUUGCUAUACUUGUUCGAACAGACUGAUAUCUGGUCACCUUGGCUUCAAGCGCUGAAUCUCAAGCUGGCACGACACUUUCCAGAUCCUCCGUCAGAAGAUAGCAGCAUGCGCAUCCAAGACGUCUUCAAGAUUUGCGGACAGGCAGCUCUUUGGGGGACUGUGUAUGUUCUGCAGUUUCUGCAAUGGUGGUAUCAACGAGAGCACUUGUUGCAACCAACCCGCCCCAAGAAGGCGCCACCACCGCCACCGAUGCGCUUCCCCUACCCUGAGGGUCGCUUAGAGGGAGCCCGCUUUCGAUUGGUGGUCUUGCCCGAGGACCCAAGGAUUUGUGCACUUUGCCACAGGAUUCGGCAAAAUCCAGCAAUGUCAUGUGCUGGGUAUGCCUUUUGCUACACAUGCCUGGUUCCUCAUGUGCAAGAAUUUGGACAUUGCCCUGUCUCUGGGGAGCAGAUGUUGGGGGAAGACAUUCGGCGGAUACGCGAUGAAGGAUGA